UAAAGUAACCUAAGAAUUAAUUUUUGAACAAAUCACAAAUAGGAGAUUGCAAUCUAAUGAUAAUAAUUAAUUAUACUAAAGCAAAGUUUACAAAUAUGAGUCUAUCCGAUAAACCCUUUGUUUGCGAUGAAAAAAACUGUUUCAUGACAUUCGCUAACGAGGACCAUCUAAACUCUCAUAAAAAAAAACAUAAUAUGAGUUUUAUUUUAGAACUCGAUCCAAAAAAUAAUGAAGCAGGUAUAGAAGGUGACCAAACACCUACGCCAACCAGUUUUUUUAGAAAUUGUGAGGAAGUAGGACUCUUUCAAGAUUUGCAGAAUGUCAACCCUUUCGAGGAAACAUUCAAAAAAGCUAUUGAAAAUUCUGAUAACACCGUGCUUAAGUUGGGUACACUAUCUGAUGUCACAAAUGAUGAUACUUUACAUACUCCACAUAUUUUUCCAUCUGUCGAGGAUCCAUUACAUGAGGACAUUUUAGACAUUAAUAAUAGCGAGCUGUCGAUUGUGAAUUUGAUAGAAAUACCUCAGAUAGGUGAAAAGAUCGAAUCAUUGAUUGAUAUUUCAAACCAUAAAGUAUCUGAAAAAUCACCAAGUUUGAGAAGUAUAUUGAAGGAAGCCUUGAUGAAGAAAGAUAAAGUUAGAAAUAAUAAAAAUUUAGAGAACACUAUCACCAUUAGGACACUGAAUUCAAACCCUACAAAUACAACAUUUCAAGAUAAUACCAAAUCUAAGGGCAUAAAAUCAAAUGAUAAAUCUAACAUUGAAAGAAUCAGAGAAAUUAAUAGAGCAGCUCAAAUGAAAUGCAGAGUUAAGAAGAAACGACAGAUGGAUAAAAUGUUAAAUGAAUUGAAGAAUUUGAAAAAGGAAAAUUUAGAAUUGAGGAAAGAAAAUGCACAAUUAAAGCAAAGUAAUAUGCACCUUUGGAAAGCUGUUGAAGAUUUAGGAGGAUCUAAAGAUACUUUAUUGGAUAAGAUCAAGUCUUCCCUGGAUAAACAAGAUACAGAUAAUCCUUCGGAAAUGAGUCCAAAGCAGCUUCCUCUUCUAGCACCAGCUGGGACGAUAAGCUCUCCUAAAAUUGCACCUCCAGCACCUAUAAUUUUCAGUUUAGUCCCUGUUCAAAUAUUCAACACCAAUACAAUCACUGGACCGCCUCCUCUGAUCAAAUCGGAUAUGAAGAGACAGAAAAUUAUACCUCGUAUACUCCGAAAGACUUGAAGCAAGGUUUCAGUAAGGUCAAAGGUAGAAACAAAUAAUGCCAUUAUGAUAUUGAAUUUUAUUUCACUCAAUCUACGACAAGAAAUAUGUUAAGCACUAUUCUUUGAUAUUCGUUUUGUAUUGAAAAAAACACUUCCAAAACAUUAAGGAAAAAACAUUUAUAAUUAAUUAUGUGUAUAGGUGUGCGAAGAAUGUAAAGCAAAUACUGAUCUCAUAUAAGAUGAAAAUAUUGACUUCAAUUUCCAAAUAAUUUAAAUAUAUUCACUUUGAAUUAAUCCUCAUUAAUAAUAUUGUAUUAAUUAUUGAUUAAUUUCAAAUUGCAUUAUUCAUCAUGUAGAGUAUAAAAAAAGUAAGAACAUAAUUCGUAUCCUUGAAAUGUUAAUAAUAAGUUCAUUUUGAUCUGAGAAUGAAUCACAAAAGUAUUUUACAUCACUUACGAUGAUUUUUUAAUUUACUUUGAAGUUCCGUAAUUAUAUUAUGAAAUCACUUAGAAUAUUGAUAUCAUAACUUACUGCCAUAAAUAGAAUUUGUAAAAGAUUAUGUAAAAGAAAUUGCUUCAACUUGUGAGAAAUGCAUGAAAAAAAAGAAUUGUUAAAAUUUAUUAUGUUAUACACUUUAAAUGAAUUGGGACAUUAUCAUUUAUCGAUGUUAUUGAUUUGUUGGACAUAAUUAUUAUAUUACUAUUUUUGUUACUUCAUAUCUGAAAGAAUGUAUCCUUAGAAUUGAAUUCUUAUUGAUUUGAAUAAAUUUUGUAUCUUUAUAUUGGUGGAUCUUGUUAUAAAAAUGCUGUGAAUUUUA
Harmonia axyridis is the source of this 2012-nucleotide messenger RNA. RefSeq lists its product as uncharacterized. The transcript has 3 exons. Gene Ontology annotation, biological process: regulation of transcription by RNA polymerase II. NCBI's taxonomy places the organism in Eukaryota, Metazoa, Arthropoda, Insecta, Coleoptera, Coccinellidae. The coding region runs from base 57 to 1214 and encodes 385 amino acids. The record is from RefSeq and is a predicted model, not a curated record. Gene Ontology annotation, molecular function: cAMP response element binding; DNA-binding transcription factor activity, RNA polymerase II-specific.